Brenthis ino (lesser marbled fritillary) is the source of this 261-nucleotide messenger RNA. The record is from the annotation of a GenBank genome assembly. NCBI's taxonomy places the organism in Eukaryota, Metazoa, Arthropoda, Insecta, Lepidoptera, Nymphalidae.
AUGGACCAACAAAAGAAAAAGCGAUCUGAGAAUUGGAGUGCCGAGGAAAAAGAUAUACUACGCGAGAUGAUUGCACAAUCACGCCACAUAAUUGAGGACAAAUCCACGAGAGCUUCUUCCAAUAUUAAAAAGGCUCAAGAGUGGAAGAACAUAGCAAACAAAAUUAAUGAACUCAUGGGAAAAAAUAGGUCUGAUGGUGAAGUUAAAUUGGCAUGGAAAAAGAUGAAGCUUGCGGCUAAAGCUAACUUGUCCGCUCAUAGG